Molecule: messenger RNA, 1598 nt
Organism: Coffea eugenioides
Lineage: Eukaryota; Viridiplantae; Streptophyta; Magnoliopsida; Gentianales; Rubiaceae
Product: sec-independent protein translocase protein TATC, chloroplastic
Exons: 4
Coding region: 106-1188 (360 amino acids)
Biological process (GO): protein transport by the Tat complex; intracellular protein transmembrane transport
Cellular component (GO): membrane; TAT protein transport complex
Molecular function (GO): proton motive force dependent protein transmembrane transporter activity
Source: RefSeq, a predicted model, not a curated record
CCAAUCAUCCACAUUUCCACCCACUCAAACAAAAUUUCCAAUUUUUUCCUUGAAAACCCACAAGCCAUUUUGGAUCCAGAAGAGAAAUCUGAAAUCAAUUUAAAAAUGGGGAGCACAAGUGCAAGUGCUGCUCUCAUCCAUAAUCUUCACCUCAACAGCUCAAAUUACUUCAGAUGUUUAAAUUAUUCAAAUAAAAUAUCAAGAACAUCUUUGCUUGUUACUAACCAAAGAAGAGCAUCCAAGUUGAAAUUUUUUAGUAGAAAAGAGUGCAAGAAAUUCAGCAGAGUUGUUUGCUGUGCUGUUGAAGAAGAUGUCGAUGAAAAGCAACAAGAAGAAGAAUUCAAGAGUGCUGUUGGUUCUGCUGUAGAAGAAAAGCCUGAUGUUGCUAGUGGCUCAGGAGAAAAUUUAUUUCAGAAUGACGAAGCUGGUGAUGAAGGAAGUGCUCUUUACAAUUUUCUUUAUCCAAGUAAAGAACUCCUCCCAGAUGAUAAAGAAAUGAGUGUAUUUGAUCAUUUGGAGGAACUGCGUGGGAGAAUAUUUGUGUCAGUAUCGGCGGUAGGAGCUGCUGUCUUAGGAUGUUUUGCUUAUUCAAAGGAACUCAUAAUGCUUCUUGAAGCUCCUGUUAGAUCACAGGGUGUUCGGUUUCUACAAUUAGGUCCUGGCGAAUUCUUCUUCACUACAUUAAAGGUAUCAGGGUAUUGUGGCAUUGUCUUAGGAAGCCCUGUAAUUCUCUAUGAGAUCAUUGCCUUCAUUCUUCCAGGCCUAACACGGGCUGAAAGAAGAUUUCUAGGCCCAAUUGUCCUUGGAUCAUCAGUUCUAUUCUAUUCUGGCAUUGCCUUCUCCUACUUCGUUCUCACUCCAGCGGCCUUGAAUUUCUUUAUUAAUUAUGCUGAAGGAGUUGUAGAAUCACUAUGGUCUAUUGAUCAGUACUUUGAAUUUGUGCUUGUGCUCAUGUUCAGCACGGGGUUGUCAUUCCAGGUUCCGGUUAUACAACUGUUACUGGGACAGGUUGGUUUAGUAUCAGGAGAUCAAAUGCUAUCAAUCUGGAGAUACGUCGUGGUAGGAGCUGUAGUUGCAGCUGCUGUACUAACACCUUCUACAGAUCCACUAACUCAACUACUUCUGGCCGGCCCCCUUUUGGGCCUUUAUCUGGGUGGUGCAUGGAUGGUAAAGCUUACAGGGAAAUAACUUAAACCUCAGGCAGUAAUGGAUGAGUUCCAUAAGCUUCAGCAAAUACUACCAGAUCUUAAAGCUCAUAAUCACAGCCUUCAUGUUGUGCAUCACUAGAUAUGUACUGCAAAUUCUGUUUUGUCUGGGUAGGGAUACAUGUCAUAGAGUUGCUUUCUAGUGUCUAUUAUGUGAGUUAAGGUGAUGAUUAUACCCCAAAAAGAAAAAAAUGGAAGCCUAAAUCUUUGCUUUCUUGUAGAAGAUUCUUGUAGUAGAUGUUCAUAUGGAGUCUAUUUUAAGUGUUUUGAUCCCAAUGUAAAUGACAUAUUGUAGCUUCAAAACUUGGCCUGGACGAUGGUAGUGCAAAUUGGAUCCUGGAUGAACAAAACUCAAAAAUGAAAUGUGGUUUAUGAAAUGUUUUAUAUUUUAUA